UGAUACAAAUUGCCGCUCCCCAUCUUCUCGCCUACUUCUCUCUUAUAAAUGUCUUUUACUGCUCUUCAUCGUCUCUCAACACUCUCAACCCACAUUAUCAGAGCACCCAUUUCUACUAGGUAUUUCGCUACUACCCAAACCGCCAAGAUAGGAUCAUCCAUUUCAACUCCCAACAUGACCGCCGACGUUAAAUCUUUGGUCGACAAGGCCAUCGCCGAUAACAAGGUCGUCGUAUUUUCCAAGACCUACUGCCCUUACUGCAAGCGGGCCAAAUCUUACCUCGCUGAGGACACUAAGGACAUCGAGAUCCUUGAGCUCGACGAGCGUGAGGACGGCGCUGCCAUCCAGGCUUACCUCAAGGAACUCAACGGCCAAGGCACUGUUCCCCAUGUCUACAUCAACAAGGAGUUCAUCGGCGGUUCCAGCGACCUCCUCAAACUCUCCCACGAGCAGGUCAAGCAGAAGAUCUCUGCUGCCGCGUCCGCUUAGAGAAUUAGAAUGAUAGUCGCCCUAAGAGGAUGCAAAAUAUAAUUG
Molecule: messenger RNA, 534 nt
Organism: Cryptococcus deneoformans JEC21
Lineage: Eukaryota; Fungi; Basidiomycota; Tremellomycetes; Tremellales; Cryptococcaceae
Product: glutathione transferase, putative
Exons: 4
Coding region: 49-489 (146 amino acids)
Biological process (GO): cellular response to oxidative stress
Cellular component (GO): nucleus; cytoplasm
Molecular function (GO): glutathione disulfide oxidoreductase activity
Source: RefSeq, a predicted model, not a curated record